GGGAGAGGGGGAGAUUGAAUGAGAGGGACAGAGCGAAGCCGAGGCGAGCCAUCACGACAACAAACAAAAAAAACUUGCCCAACAACCGAGCAAGUGGAACUUACAGACCGGCGCUCGCCCCUGUCCCGCGCCGCAGGGCCGCCGGGUCGCCCGCAGGACGCAGCGUGUGCAGCGUGAACUUGAGGCUAGAGGAGGAGGACGUCGGAGGAUGGGCCGUUUAAUAAGGACCAGGUCCCGCUGGAGAAUAUCGCUGUUUCUUUUCGCCCUGCUCCGCGUGACAACGACACAAGCUGCUGAUCCCAUCGAUGUGCUACGAGUGCUGGAGCUGUCAGAGAACAUGGAGGGGGUGUCCUCGGAGUCCGGUCUGUGCACCAGCAGGAGGGGCACGGAGAAGUCGGACCUGGCCUAUAAGAUAGACAAGAAGAUCCAGCUCAGUGCCCCCACCAAACAGCUCUUCCCUGAUUCCAAAUUUCCUGAGACUUUCUCCUUGAUGGCCACUGUGCGAGCUAAAAGGGGCUCCCAGUUCUUCCUGCUCUCAGUGUACGAUGACCAGGGGGCGCAGCAGCUGGGGCUCGAGGUGGGCCGUUCCCCCGUCUUCCUUUACGAGGACCAACAUGGGCAGCCGCCACCAGAAAUGUAUCCCAUCUUCAAGAAGGUCAACCUCGCUGACGGAAAAUGGCACAGGAUCGCCUACAGUGUGCAGGGCAAGUCUGUGACCCUCUACUUGGACUGUCGGAAGGUGGAGACCCUGGAUCUGCUGCGAGGGGACAAUGCUGUGGUCAGUGCAGAGGGCGUCACCGUAUUUGGGACACGUGUGCUGGACGAAGAUGUAUUUGAGGGACAUAUUCAGCAACUACUGAUCGUGGAGGACGCCCAGGCCGCUGCCGACUACUGUGUGAACUACAUACCAGACUGUGACUCCGCUUUGCCUUACGACAGCCCAACCCUCGACCUGCAGGAGAAGUCCCCACUGGGGUCCGAGGCCUUGAUGCAAAGUGACCAGCCAGAUGAACCAAAGGAGGAGUCCAAAAAGGACAGGAAGGGCAAAAAGAACAAAAAGAAGAGAGACAAGGGGUCUAAAGGCAAACGCAAAGGGAAGGGCAAGAAGGGAUCCAGGAAGAAAAAAGACGAGGAGGGUCUCGAGGACGGCUCCCUCCAAGUGUCCACAACUCUGCCCGAGUAUCUAUCCCAGGAACCUCUUCUGCCCACAGAGGUGCCAGAAAUUGAGCGCACCCAAGACAUUAUCAUUCCCACUGAAGUCUUCGACGAGACCCUCGUGGAGAUGCCCACACACGAACCUGACUCCACAACCCAGGAGCCCACUGUGGUACCCAGAGCAUUGCCCGAAUCAGUGGUUGCUGAGGAGGAGACCAAGCCAGUGCUGGAAGAGUAUGGAGAUGAUCUCUACGACGAUCUCUCAGUUUCCACGGUAACGGUGGGCCCAAAUGUUACAGAUUAUGAGAUUCUCGAUUAUGAAGCUUCCAAGAAUGACACGGAGUAUGAGGAGUAUGAAACAUACGAGGACGGCUUUGAAUUUGCAGAGCGGGAAAAGGCAGACACGUGGGAUGGAGAGGCUGGCCACAGAGCAGAGAAAGGCCAGAAGGGGGAGCCAGCUGUUAUCGAACCGGGUAUGUUAGUGGAGGGACCACCGGGUCUACCAGGGCCAGAGGGACUUGCAGGCCCAGCUGGACCAACUGGACCUCCAGGACCCAGGGGAGAUCCGGGUGAAUUGGGUCCCCCAGGGCGUCCUGGUCUUGCUGGGGUUGACGGGAUUCCAGGUCCCCCAGGAACGCUGCUGAUGCUACCAUUCCAGUAUGGAGGUGACUCCCAGAAGGGACCAGUGGUGUCUCCUCAGGAGGCACAGGCACAAGCUAUCCUGCAACAGGCCAAGCUGUCACUGAAGGGACCUCCGGGUCCGCUGGGUCUCACAGGGCGACCGGGUCCACUGGGUGUUCCAGGUCCCACUGGGUUCAAAGGAGACAGUGGAGAAAGUGGCCAUUCUGGACCGCGUGGGUUUCCUGGCUCACCUGGAAUUAACGGAAAGCUAGGAAAAAGGGGGCAUGCAGGAGUGGAUGGAGGUCGUGGCGCUCCGGGUGAAACAGGCUCUAAGGGUGACAGGGGUUUUGACGGCCUGCCAGGUCUCCCAGGAAACAAGGGACACAGAGGGGACAGAGGAAAGCCUGGCCCUUACGGGCACGUUGGAGAUCCAGGAGAGAAGGGAUCUGAUGGACCUGUGGGGCCGAGGGGGCAACCGGGCGAACCUGGUGCUCGGGGUCUUGUUGGGCCAAGGGGGCCACCUGGCCCACCUGGACAGCCAGGUAUUCGUGGAACUGACGGAGUACAAGGCUCAAAGGGCAACCUGGGUCCAUCUGGAGAGAUAGGGCCCCCAGGUCAACAGGGGAAUCCAGGAGUACAGGGCUUGUCUGGUCCUCAGGGUCCCAUUGGGUUGCCAGGAGAGAAGGGUCCCCAGGGGAAACAAGGCAUGCUGGGACUGCCAGGCAUUGAUGGCCCCACUGGUCACCCAGGAAGAGAGGGCCCCGCGGGAGAGAAAGGAAUUCAAGGUUCACUAGGCGCUCAGGGGCCUCUUGGGUACCCAGGGACCCGCGGCGUCAAGGGAGCAGAUGGAGUUAGAGGUCUAAAGGGGGGCAAAGGAGAGAAGGGAGAAGAUGGCUUCCCGGGGUUCAAAGGUGACAUGGGACUCAAGGGAGACCGGGGUGACAAUGGAGUGCCAGGUGCUCGAGGAGAGGAUGGAACAGAGGGGCUAAAGGGCCAAGAAGGACCCUUGGGAGAUUCUGGAGGUCCCGGCAUAGCGGGCGAAAAGGGUAAACUUGGCGUGCCUGGAUUGCCAGGAUACCCGGGAAGACAAGGUCCUAAGGGAUCACUUGGCUUCCCUGGUAUGGCGGGGGUCCCAGGGGAGAAAGGACGAAGGGGUCCAGCUGGUCAGCCAGGGCCUGGGGGCCAAAGAGGUCCUAAUGGAGUCCGAGGGGGGAGAGGAGCAAAGGGGCCCACUGGAAAGUCUGGAGAAAAGGGUUCUUCUGGGCAAGAUGGUCCUCCAGGAUCCCCUGGAGAACAGGGUCCCCAAGGACCACAGGGAAGAAACGGCGAACCAGGACCUAAAGGCCCUAAUGGUCCACCAGGAAAGGAUGGAUUACCAGGUCACCCAGGCCAGAGAGGGGAACCAGGGUUCCAAGGCAAGAACGGACCUCCUGGUCCCCCAGGUGUCGUUGGACCACAGGGCAAAUCUGGUGAGACGGGGCCAACUGGAGAUAGAGGCCAUCCAGGCUCACCAGGACCACCCGGUGAGCAUGGUUUACCGGGAGCUGCCGGGAAGGAGGGUUCCAAGGGAGACCCAGGUCCAACAGGAGCCUCUGGGAAAAGUGGCCCUGCUGGGCUCCAAGGCUUCAGAGGGAGCAGGGGGAACCCUGGUGCCAUGGGACCUGCAGGUCUGAAAGGAGGCGAGGGCCUACCUGGUGUUGCAGGAUCUACUGGUGCUACCGGAGAGAGGGGCCCUGCUGGGCCGGCUGGCGCUAUUGGGCAGCCAGGACGACCCGGUGGCGUGGGUCCUGCUGGGCCGAUGGGAGAGAAAGGCGAGCCAGGAGAAAAGGGGCCAGUGGGGCCAGCUGGGCAUGAUGGGGAACUGGGACCUGUAGGGCUGCCAGGGGCUGCAGGACCUUCUGGACCUCCAGGAGAGGAUGGAGACAAGGGAGAAACAGGAGGACCAGGCCAGAAAGGCAGCAAAGGAGACAAAGGCGAAUCUGGACCCCCAGGACCUGUUGGAAUUCAAGGGCCUGUGGGCCAGCCUGGACUGACAGGUGCAGAUGGCGAGCCAGGCCCUCGUGGGCAGCAGGGAAUGAACGGGGCAAAAGGAGAUGAAGGUCACAGAGGCUUUAAGGGGGCAUCUGGUCCUUCUGGACUACAGGGAAUGCCAGGACCACCAGGCGAGAAAGGAGAGAGCGGGCAUGUUGGCUCAAUGGGACCCCCAGGACAGCACGGACCACGAGGCCCUCAGGGGUCCAUUGGCGGAGAGGGUCCACAUGGAUUGUCUGGUGGGGUCGGCCAGCCUGGACUUGUUGGAGAGAAGGGUGAGGACGGUGAGGCUGGGGACCCAGGAUCAGUGGGAGAGCCUGGCAUUGCUGGUGCUAAAGGCGAUGUGGGGGAGAAGGGUGACUCUGGCCCUCCCGGUGCAGCUGGGCCUCCAGGACCCAGAGGGGUACCAGGCGAGGACGGAUCCAAAGGCAACCUCGGUCCUAUCGGAUUCCCCGGAGAUUCAGGACCCCGUGGAGAAUCUGGCGUUAAUGGGGUAGAUGGUGGACCGGGACCUAAGGGAGACAAUGGAGAACCUGGCAAAGCAGGACCCCCUGGAGCCUCUGGAGAGCCUGGUCCUUUAGGACCUCCUGGACGGAGGGGUCAUGUAGGUGCUGCAGGAAAAGAAGGGAAGCAAGGCAUGAAGGGAGCAAAGGGGACAAUGGGAACCCAGGGUCCAGUGGGUAAGACAGGCCCUGUUGGACCCCAAGGACAUCCCGGAAGGUCUGGCCCAGAAGGACUCCGAGGCAUCCCAGGUCCCUCGGGCGAACAAGGGUUAAAUGGGCCACCCGGGCAAACUGGACCACCAGGACCAAUAGGGCCACCUGGACUUCUAGGACUAAAAGGAGACCCUGGAACGAAGGGAGAUAAAGGUCAUGGUGGGUUGAUCGGUCUAAUUGGACCGCCAGGAGAAUCUGGUGAGAAGGGAGACAGAGGCCUGCCCGGGAUACAGGGUACACAUGGAUCGAAAGGAGAUGGGGGUGUCGCCGGCCCACCUGGUCCCACAGGCCCACCAGGACCACCAGGACUGUCAGGUGCAUCUGGUGAGAAAGGAUCCAAGGGAGACACGGGAAUUGUUGGUCCCAGAGGUGAUACAGGCACUGCUGGCCCACCAGGACCCCCGGGACCCCCUGCAACAAUGAUUCAGCCCCUGCCGAUCAGGGGGGGCAAGCGGAAGAGACGAAGGCACUCCGAUCGGACGGGAGGAAUAUCCCCAUCAAGGGAGGAGGAUGUGGAUCUGGACAUGGAGGAGUUCCUCCAGGGAGAUCAGCCUCUAGAGGACGCAGAGGGAAUGGAAGAAGUCUUUGCUACCCUGUCUUCUAUGAAAACCGAAGUGGAGUUGAUGAGGAGGCCUCUGGGAACCUUCGAGAGCCCUGCCCGCACCUGCAAAGAGCUCAUGAUGGUUCAGCCUCACUACAAAGAUGGAGACUACUGGAUAGAUCCUAACCAGGGCUGUCACCGCGACUCAAUCAAGGUCUACUGCAACUUCACAGCUGAUGGAGAGACCUGUCUGUACCCUGACAAGAGGACAGAGAUGGUGAAAUUAGCAGCGUGGAACAAAGAGAAGCCAGGAAGCUGGUACAGCCAAUACAGGAAAGGAAAGCAGUUCUCGUACAACGACAGGGACGCGAACCCUGUACAUGUCGUUCAGCUGACCUUCCUGAAACUACUGAGUGCCACGGCCAAGCAGAGCUUCACCUACACCUGCCAGAACUCGGCAGGCUGGUUCGACGGCACCUCCCGCUCCCACCAGCAUGCCCUCCGCUUCAGGGGCAGCAAUGAUGAGGAGCUGACACAGGCCAAAAGCCCCUUCAUCACUGCAGUGCAUGAUGGAUGCCAGUUCCGCAAAGGUCAGGAAAGGACUGUUCUGGAGAUCGAAUCCCCCUCGGCAGAGCUGCUCCCUAUCGUAGAUGUGGCUCCUGUCGACUUUGGCAAGAGCAACCAGAAGUUUGGAUUCCAGGUUGGACGAGUUUGCUUCAAUGGUUAACACCUCUGCCAGUGACAAAGAAAAAGACCUGCACAGCAAGUUUUCAAGGAAAGAAAAUGGACUUUUACCACUACCCUGAGCAAUAUUUAUUACAUUAUGUUCAUGUAUGUGGUGGGUUUUGUGGUAUAUUAUUUAAGAUUCUUCAACAGCCAAUGAAAUAGGCUCUAUGGCUUUACAACAAUAAGAAGAAUGACAAGAAAGAGGACAUGCAUCAGUGGGCACAAAGCACAUUCACCAAAGGGAAAUCUUCCAGUUAAAACUAUUUAAUUCUGUGUUUUUUGUUUUCUUUUCACUGGUUGAGUGUCCUCUGAUUGAUCCUCAAGAAUUGUGAGGACCGCACCACUUGACGAUGACCAAUCACAAACGGGGCGGAUCUGUCCGAUCACGGAAAGGAACUUUCUGUCAUCCUGUGGUACGAGUCCGUUAAGUGGCACUCCUCAGAUCAUGGAUGAACUAGUUGCCACCUAAUGUUUUACAAAAGACGCGGACUGAAUAAAUCAGAGACGUUGUCGUACUCAUUUGCAAUCGCAGAUUUUCACCUUAAUGACAAUCGCAGAGCAGUUGUGCACUAGCCUAGCAUAUUAAUUCCACACCAGCACCAUAAUUAAUUUCCUGUGUGCAGGAAUGAUAAAUUGUCCUUUUUACCCUUCAACUGCAGUUUUCUCAGUGAAUUACCUUGAUUAGUAUUCAAUAGGUGUAGCUAGUUACUGGACCCGACACUUACUUGAAUGGAUAAGGUUGUUUGCUUCAUUGGACUGCUUCCCUUCGUGGGCUUGAUAGUAAGCUCAAUGUUUCCACAGACUACAGUACUGUAUAUGUCACAUUAACACCCCUUCUACUGUGGUAUGUACUUACUAUGACAUACCUUAGCAGCUAGGUUGGGGAUAUUUCAGGACAAGCAUUAAGAGCACGCUGAUCAUACAGCUCUCACGUCCUAAGGACUGCGGGUCCUUUAUACCAGGAGACAUUUCUCGCAUGUCUUGAAAGCAUUUUAUAAUGGCUGACAUAACCCGUUUUCACUUUUCUGCCCUGCUCAGCGGUUUUUGUUUUUCUCUGGUCUGUUCACAUGUUGACAUUUGAACAGAAUAUGUUGCUGUUCAUUUGACACGAUUUGCUCUUCAAUGGUGCUAAAGAAGAUUCUGUUAUUUUUGUGUGUCUGUGUUUGUGUGUCUCUGUGGCCAGGAUUAUAGGACUAGAGAGGGAAUGGGUUGUUGCUCUUUCAGAAGCAUGAAACACCGACAGAAGCUGGGUACAAGUCUACUGUGAUUUUUUUCUUCUUUUUUUUUUUUGCACAUCUUCUGGCUGAUUGUGGCAAUUUCACGGGGCCAGUGAAAUGAGGAUAGGGCCAAAUCAGAGCGAUGUGGUUGAUUGCCUUAAAGGGAAAAUCCACUCAUGAACCGAGUUUACACUGUGCUGCACCAGUGGUUUUUGAAAUUAAAAUUCAGUAUCUACACACACCGACAACUAUUUCCCUAAACUAGAAAUUACCAAAUCAUGAAUGUUGAGCAGCUUCAUGAAUUGAUUCAUAUGACAUAGUUACUACAGUCAGUCUCUGCAGUUUAGCUAAAAUCAAAUCGUCUUCAAAUUAACAAAUAGAGAGUAUGAAAUAUUACAGGAAUUAUAUAUAUGUACUGUAUGUAAAUUAUAUUUUACAGUAGAUUUUCCCUCAAACAAAUGACAUUUCAUAAUGCGCUGCUUACCUCCUCUGACUCAAACAGUAGACUGUAUCCAGCAUGUGUUAUAUUUUUUCAAUUCACUCCCGCUGUUCUGUUUGUUUCAUUGCAUUUACACAUUCCAGUAAUUACCUCCUGUCCUCCAGGCCCAGGCGCUGCCCCUCCUGUGUAUAGUGUUUGUUGUACUAAUUUUAUAUACUGUACAGUUAUUCUGAGGACUUUAUGAGCAAUAGCCAGUUGCCUGAAUGAAAAACGAGUGUAAGUGUCAAAAAUUGAUGUGCGAAUAAAAACAAAACGAGGAAUCA
Molecule: messenger RNA, 7769 nt
Organism: Scophthalmus maximus (turbot)
Lineage: Eukaryota; Metazoa; Chordata; Actinopteri; Pleuronectiformes; Scophthalmidae
Gene: col5a3a
Product: collagen, type V, alpha 3a
Exons: 67
Coding region: 209-5791 (1860 amino acids)
Molecular function (GO): extracellular matrix structural constituent
Source: RefSeq, a predicted model, not a curated record